Messenger RNA from Wasmannia auropunctata (little fire ant), 531 nucleotides. RefSeq lists its product as uncharacterized. Bases 1 to 531 code for a protein of 176 amino acids. The record is from RefSeq and is a predicted model, not a curated record. Lineage: Eukaryota; Metazoa; Arthropoda; Insecta; Hymenoptera; Formicidae. The transcript has a single exon. Gene Ontology annotation, molecular function: nucleic acid binding.
AUGAUAACGGCGUUUAUCGAACGAGAUCAUCGCGACUGGGAUCAACAUGUAAGCGAGUUUCGUUUUGCGUACAAUUCCGCGCACCACACGUCCCUGCAAGCAACGCCUGCCUUUCUGAAUUUUGGGCGAGAACCGAUACCGGUGGGUUGGAAACGCGAUGAAGUCGAGGCCGCCGUAGACGUAGUCAGGGCCGACCCUGCCGGAUGGCGAGACCGCAUGGAGCGCCUCGAACUGCUGCAGGAAUGGGUGGGCGAAAAUCUCGAGACCGCCCAACAGAGGCAAGCCAAGUAUUAUAAUCGGCACCACCGCGACCGACAUUUCGCGGUCGGAGAGCAGGUCUUAAAGCGUCACCGAGUAUUGUCGUCGGGAGCGCAGCAUUUCUCGGCUAAGUUGACUAAGAAGUUUCACGGUCCGUUUGUCAUAAGGCGCAUUCUGUCGCCGGUCGUGUACGAACUCGCCGAUUUGACGGGUAGCGUUGUCGGCAAGGUACACGUGAAGGACUUGAAACCGUACCUCGAGCCUGUGGAUUAG